This is a messenger RNA of Hydractinia symbiolongicarpus, 3389 nucleotides long. RefSeq names its product ubiquitin-protein ligase E3C-like. Gene Ontology annotation, biological process: ubiquitin-dependent protein catabolic process; protein polyubiquitination. NCBI's taxonomy places the organism in Eukaryota, Metazoa, Cnidaria, Hydrozoa, Anthoathecata, Hydractiniidae. Gene Ontology annotation, molecular function: ubiquitin protein ligase activity; protein binding. The coding region runs from base 59 to 3175 and encodes 1038 amino acids. The transcript is spliced from 23 exons. The record is from RefSeq and is a predicted model, not a curated record.
AUUAUUCUUUUUUUAUCUUUUUAGAUUAGUAUAAAUCAAAGAAUAUUAAAAAUUGAAAAUGUAUAAUUUUGAUGGCCAGCACAAAGCUGGCUUGAAAGUAUCUCUUGGAGGGGUAUCUAAAAAGAUUGACAAAUCGACACUCCUUCAGUCUGCCAGAGAUGAGCGUAUUAAACGUGAGAAAACACGAAAAGAAAACGGUGCUGCAGUAACGUUGCAAUCUUGGAUUCGUGGUUGUUUUGUUAGGAAUAUAUUGUCGAAGAGCUACCGAAAUGAAUUUGAUCGUGAGUUUAUGCUGUUGCAAAAAGAUUUGCACAACAUGAACAUACGCUUGGCAGGCUUAGUCCAAAAGCUUUGUUUGUUUUAUAAAGCAUCAGAGGACUAUCAAAGGCUCGUUUCAAUUUGUCAAAUGUUGCUAAAGUUGUCAUCUGGUAAAAAAUUGAAUUUGCUGAUGAAUGAGGAUUUAUCAAGUUGGAUUCUGAAAAUCAAGACCUUACUCGUCCUUUGCUGCAGUAACCUACAUACCUUAAUCAACCCGAAUAUAACCAUUCCUCUACGAAUGAUUGAAGUGUUUACUGAAGCACACACAUAUAACUGGCUUGGAGAAAGUAAAUCUAUCAAUAUAUCUACAGAUAUAACAGUUAAUUUAGUUUUAAAAGGAUACUUUCACCAUCUGCGAGAAUUAGUGAAUAAACGAGUUCCUUCCAGUAUAGAACCUUCACCACAUCCUCCAACACCAUUCGCUGCAGCAGCAAAAGACUUAUUCUUAAAACCACUUUUACUUCAAGAUAAAUAUACCACGUCUCCAGCGUCAGCAAAUUCGAGGCAGCUGGUUUAUUCUACAUUUAUCACCGACCUUUUGUCACCUUCCAUGUCCGAGCAAGUUUGCUUCUUCGUUGUUCCUGCAAUUGCAAGUGAAAUUCCAUUCUCAUCAUUUCUUCAAUGUAUCGCUACAACUCAACAUCAUCAUACUGUGUGGACAUUAUAUUCGUUCUUACAUGUUUGUGAAUGUCAUAUAGAAAACACAUCACCAGAUGAAAUAAAGAACAUCGUUUCAGCAUUAAGAAUUCUAAUUCCGAAACUUAAACCUCAAAAAGAAAAUGGUAGCAGUGCGACGAACAGUUACGAAUCUGACUCUGAUGAUAGCGACGUUGAGAUGGAUGCGGUUGUCACGGUACCCGACAGCCGAUGUUUAUCAUAUGUUAAAGAGAAAUGCAUGAGUGUGUUGAAUGAGAAAAACAUUACGGCGGCUAUCUUAAACUUUAUAAAACACAGGCAAGCAUUUAGUUGCGAUGACUACAGCCGUUACAUUCGAGACCUAUGUGCUAUUAGCCAUCACUUGCUGGUACACAUGCAUACCCCAGUCCAUAGGUGGAAACUACUCUAUUCGCUUGCAUUUAAUGCUGACUUCAUGUAUUCAUGCUGGUCUGAACUAAUGGCGUUAAAGACCAACACUUUUUCUGGAAAAGAUGUGAAUCUCAUUCAUCAGCUUUCUCACGGGUACACCAUGUCAAGAGAGGAUCAGUCUCGAUUAUUACCACUACUGGGAGUUUUUGCCUCGCUUUUUCGCUAUGCUUUAUUUUCUAUCUACGAUUCAGACUUUUAUGGUGAUACAAAAACCACCGGUUCAAGGUUAAUGCCUUUCUCUCUGCGAGAACUUGCUGAUAUGUCUCAGAUUUUGAGAGAUGUUGUCCUUGGCCUCAUCACAUUUAUGUAUCCCGACAUAAAAUCUGCACCAGAAACCGAGAAUUGGCAACUUUUAUGUCAAACAGUGACACUGUUACUGAAGCAGUUAUACUCGCGGGAUUCGAGACAUCGCUUCUGUCCAGAAAAUCACUGGCUUUCCACCAAAGCGGCUGUGAGUCAGGAAAGUUUGAAUAUUUCGUCGUUCAUGAAACAAGAGGAUGAUGAUGUGCAACUAGAAGAGAUCUUUAAACCAGGAAUGAGUACGAUCAACGCGAGAAGUUUAGCCAUCUUAAGAUACGUGCCAUUCGCUGUCCCUUUUAUGCAGCGUGUCAGGAUUUUCCAACGUAUUCUAACUGAAGACAAAAACGACUCUUUAAAUGUCGAGCAAACUGUCAUUCCAUCGCACGGCUUGAAUAUAACCGUCAACCGAAAGUAUUUAUACCAAGACGCAUAUGACCAGUUAUCUGAAGAUCGAGCCUCCGAUGUGAAAAAGCCAGUCCGUGUGCACAUGAUUAAUGCGCAAGGUCUUAAUGAGGCAGGGAUUGAUGGUGGAGGCGUGUUCAGAGAAUUUAUGUCUCAGCUCUUAAAAACUGGAUUUGAUCCCAGCUACGGCUUCUUCAAGACCACGUCUCAACAACUUCUCUACCCAAAUCCCGAUGUUGAGCGGAUUCAACCGGAUUAUAUUAAGCACUUACAUUUUCUUGGUCGAAUGCUUGGUAAAAUAAUCUACGAAUCAAUGAUGGUUGAAUUACCGUUAGCCGAUUUCUUUCUGUGCAAAUUGUUAAGUAAACAAGGCGCCGAUGUGGAUAUUCAUCAACUGGAAUCGUUAGAUCCGGAACUUUAUAAAAAUUUGUUAUAUCUAAAAAAUUAUGAAGGAGAUGUGGAUGAUUUGGCGUUAAAUUUCACCGUUGUGCAAAGUGAUUAUGGAGAAACCAGGGUGGAAGAGCUUAAACCUGGUGGGCGAGACAUCUGUGUAACUAAUAGCAACAGGAUCGAAUAUAUUCAUUUAAUGGCGGACUACAGAUUAAAUAAACAGAUUCGCAGUCAUUGCAACGCUUUUCGCGCAGGUUUAGCUGACGUCAUCAAUAUCGAAUGGUUGCAAAUGUUUGACCACAGAGAGUUGCAAAUCUUAAUAUCAGGAGCAGAAAUUCCAGUUGAUAUGCACGAUCUUCGACAGAACACAAAUUAUUCAGGUUCAUAUACGGGGGACGAAGCGUACAUCAACGAGUUUUGGAACAUUUUAUACUCACUCACCGACAAACAAAAAAGACAAUUUUUAAAAUUUGUGACAAGCUGUUCGAGACCUCCCCUGUUGGGAUUUUCAGAGUUAUAUCCACAGUUUUGUAUUCAUUAUGGCGGCGAAGAAGACAGAUUACCCACUGCCAGUACUUGCAUGAACUUUUUAAAACUACCAAGAUAUAAAAACACAGAACUGUUGCGAGCAAGGUUGAUAUACGCGAUCGAGGCGGAGGCUGGUUUUGAGUUAAGCUAACGAAGCUUUGUUCUUUUUUUUUUGCACAAACACAAAAACUUACAAAUUCGUUUCGAGGUCUUGAAACGUGCUUCUGAAAAUUCUAUUCCGCGAGACAUUGCGAUUCUUUUCAAAAGAACGUGAUAAAUAUUGAUUAUUCUUAUCCAGAAAUUUAGAAUGAAGCUGUAACGUAAUUCAGAGGUGUAAGGACUACAGUUAAAUUUUUAAUUAAAAA